This is a messenger RNA of Linum tenue, 1143 nucleotides long. Lineage: Eukaryota; Viridiplantae; Streptophyta; Magnoliopsida; Malpighiales; Linaceae. The record is from the annotation of a GenBank genome assembly.
AUGAGCAAAGCGCAGCCGCAAUCCGUCUACCGCCGCCUCCGCGGCGCAUUCGAUUCCGUCGCUACAGUGGCGGCUGCUUCCACCCAACCCGCCGCCACAACCACAGCCACCUCCAAGCCGAGCUCACUCAGGAAGAUGGUCAAGAGAUUCAAGGAGUCAUCCGAGUCGGAAGACUUCCGUUCUCGAUUCGACGUCUACCUCAACACAUUCAAGCGCCUUGCCAAGUACGGGAAGUUCUCCAUGAUCGAAGAAAUCGUCGAGCAUCAGAAGAAGUUCGAAGACAUCACCGGGGAGCAGUUCGUCUCACGUCUCAUCAUCGUCUACGGCAGGGUGGGAAUGUUCAAACAAGCACGCAAGCUGUUCGACGAAAUGCCUGACCUUAAUUGCCCACGAACUGUUUACUCCUUCAACGCGCUGCUUUCGGCCUGCAUCGAUUCGGGGGAGUUUGACCAAAUCGACGGCAUCGUGAAGGAUUUGCCCCCGAAGCUGGGGAUUACUUUGGACGUGGUUUCACAUAACACGAUCAUGAAAGGGUUCUGCAAGAUGGGUGCUUUGGACUCUGCUGCUUCCACCUUGGAUGAGAUGAUGAAGAAAGGCGUGAGCCCAAGCGUGGUUAGUUUCAAUACUCUGUUGAAUGCGUUCUACAGAAAUGGGAGGUUCGAAGAUGGUGAGUCCAUCUGGAAUAGAAUGGCGGAAAUGGAUGUCGCUCCUGAUAUCAUAAGCUAUAAUUCGAGGAUGCUUGGAUUGGCAUUGGUGAAGAGAGUGGAGGAAGCGGAGAAGCUAAUUGAUGAAAUGGGUACCAAGGGAAUAGAACCUGAUGCCCACAGUUUCAGUGCUUUGAUUCAGGGGCAUGUAAAAGAUGACAACUUGGAAGCUGUUAAGCGUUGGUAUCGGGAGAUUGAGAAGAAUGAGCUUGCGCCCAAUAAGGCCAUCUUUGAGACUUUGGUUCCGUUUCUCUGUGAGAAAAGUGACCUGCAGCUUGCUUUCGAGCUUUGUCGUGAUACGUUUCAUGCGAAGUGUGGUGUUGAUGUGAAAUUAAUGCAGCAUGUUGUUGAUGAGUUGACGAAAGAGUCGAAAGUUCAAGAGGCAGAGGAGCUUGUGCAGCUUGCUAAGAAGAACAAGUACAAGCUCAUCGUUAGCUGA